Rotaria sp. Silwood1 is the source of this 333-nucleotide messenger RNA. NCBI's taxonomy places the organism in Eukaryota, Metazoa, Rotifera, Eurotatoria, Philodinida, Philodinidae. The record is from the annotation of a GenBank genome assembly.
AUGAUAAAUAAUCAUAAUCAACAUUUAUUAUUUAUGAAUACAAUGAUGCCAUCCAUGACAGCUCAAUCAUCUCAACAACAACAACAACAGCAACAACAAGAAAAUCAAUAUGAUCGUUCUUCAAUUAAUAGUCAACAAUGUUUAGCUGAUAAAAUUCAAGCUGUACGUCAUCUUUGGGAAUCAGAAAAUCAAUAUUCAAAUUCUUCACAACAUGUUCAUCAAGUAUCAAAUUAUAAUCAACAACAAAAUUCAUCUAUGAUUGAUCCAACUGUAAGUAAUCAUAUGAAUACAAAUUAUCAACAAGCAACACAUGGUUUUAUUCAAUUUCAAUAA